CUGUUCGACCUCACUCUGGUGAAGGCUGCUCUCCGGGCUUGUAGGCUGUAGAGGCCAUGGGUUUUGGCUGUAUUUUCUCCGCGCGACUGGAGUUCCUACUAGGGGCGUUGCUCCUGCUUCUGGCGGGAAGAGAACUGGUGGCGAAACAUAACACCACCAAGCUCAAGAGCCCAGUUGUACACACGGAGGGCGAUAAGAAGCUGCAUUUGGGCUUAGGCGAGGACUGGAAUGGGGAAGGAUUGCCCCGCGAAGCUAAUUUUCAGGACGUGUUGCCUAUCAAUCUUCACUCCUCAAGCAACAAUAGUACCCCCCUAAACAAAGGUAUAAAUAAUACAGUAGCCAAGGAGGUAGAAUUUGGAAUGUGCACAGUUACAUGUGGCAUUGGAAUCAGAGAAGUUAUAUUAACAAAUGGAUGUCCUGGAGGGGAAUCAAAGUGUGUUCUUCGAGUGGAAGAAUGCAGAGGACCAAUAGACUGUGGAUGGGGCAGACCAAUUUCAGAAAGCCUUUCUACAGUGAGACUUGCUUGUAUUUAUGUACCACCAGAGAACCGUUUCAGGUAUAUAUGGAAAAUGCUCAUUCCAGACCAGCAAGCCCUCAUUCUUCCCAAUGACUCAGCUGUCCUUGAAGUAUCCCGGGAAACUCAUCCUGUAGCAUUCCAAUGUGAUACAUCAGAAAACAAUGAAAUAAUUGCUUCUGUAAAGUAUACUGUAUAUACCAUGGAUGAACUACAGUCAAGAAGAUUAAGCAGACCAGACACUGAUAUAAUACUAGUAUUUGUCCUGAUCACUGGUGUUAUUGUUUGCAUUGGUGUAAUCUUUGCAUUAGUCUUCAUAAUUAUUCACUGGGGUACUGUAAAAACAUUCUGGGCAACAAAAGGCUCUCUUUCAGAGAUGCAUUCUGAAGAGAGCUCAGUACGAUUCAAAGAAGGAGCUUCUGUGGAACCAUUGCCAACAGAUACCGUUGGGACUGAUGAAGAUUGCUUGAGUGAAUGGAAUGAGUGACAUAUAAGCUAUUAGAAACAAAAAAGCAGUAUAG
Molecule: messenger RNA, 1035 nt
Organism: Antechinus flavipes (yellow-footed antechinus)
Lineage: Eukaryota; Metazoa; Chordata; Mammalia; Dasyuromorphia; Dasyuridae
Gene: SPACA1
Product: sperm acrosome associated 1
Exons: 8
Coding region: 57-1001 (314 amino acids)
Biological process (GO): acrosome assembly
Cellular component (GO): acrosomal membrane
Source: RefSeq, a predicted model, not a curated record